Molecule: messenger RNA, 5948 nt
Organism: Colletes gigas
Lineage: Eukaryota; Metazoa; Arthropoda; Insecta; Hymenoptera; Colletidae
Product: sodium/potassium-transporting ATPase subunit beta-2-like
Exons: 5
Coding region: 314-1261 (315 amino acids)
Biological process (GO): intracellular potassium ion homeostasis; sodium ion export across plasma membrane; potassium ion import across plasma membrane
Cellular component (GO): sodium:potassium-exchanging ATPase complex
Molecular function (GO): ATPase activator activity
Source: RefSeq, a predicted model, not a curated record
GAGAGGGAGUCGCGUAGAGAACGAGCGAAGGAGGGGACGGCCUGAAAAGCUCGGGCCAGGCUGGGUUCGAUCGCUCAAUAUCCAUCCCUUGGCCGGACGAGAGCGCCUGAGAACAGCGGCUCCAGACGAGGGCACGAAUCAACCCUUCCUUCUUUUGCGUCCUCGCCCGCGCCACUGUUCCAUCGGGAGACGAACAAGAUUAACUUGGAGGAACCAGAGGACCCGGAGAAAGGGAUUUGCACGCCGAUCGUUCGUGGUGGUACGCGAGAGAGCCAACCGAUCGCUCUCUGCAGUUUUCGUCUGAACCAUCGGAAUGGAGGGCAAGAAAGUCGAACAGUAUUACUCGCCGCCGCCGAAGCUUGGCAAAUGGGAAGGUUUCAGGAUCUUUGUAUGGAACUCCGAGACUGGACAAUUCCUCGGCCGUACGGGCGCCAGUUGGGGGAAGAUCUUAUUAUUCUACGUUAUUUUCUACGCGGUACUGGCUGGCUUCUUCGGGGCAAUGUUGACCGUUUUCUAUCAGACGUUAGACCCAAACGCGCCGAAAUGGCAAAUGAAUAAUUCCUUGAUCGGAAACAAUCCUGGACUCGGUUUCAGACCAAUGCCGCCACCAAGUAACGUCGACAGUACCUUGAUUUGGUACAAAGCCAGCGACGAAGGUAACUUCUUGCACUGGACCAGGGAAUUGGACAAGUUCCUCGAAGAGUACCAAAAAUCGUCCGCGUCCGCGAACGACGCCCAGAAGAGGAUGAUUUGCGACUACGACAAACGACCAACGCCUGGCAAAGUCUGCGACGUGGACAUGACGCUGUGGGGACAAUGCACGAAGGAAAACAAAUACGGCUUCAAUAGAUCCGCUCCUUGCAUUUUCUUGAAGCUGAACAAGAUCUUCGGCUGGAAGCCUGAAUAUUAUACCAACUCGAGCAACCUGCCGAGCAGCAUGCCCUCCGAUCUGAAAAAGCACAUCAAGCAAGAAGAGCAGGGCAACAGGUUGGACACCGUUUGGGUAUCGUGUGCCGGUGAAAAUCCAGCCGAUGUUGAGAACAUGGGGGCGAUUCAGUACAUUCCACGUCGUGGUUUCCCUGGCUACUAUUUCCCCUUCACAAAUACUCCAGGAUACCUUAGCCCUCUCGUGGCUGUUUUCUUCGAGAGGCCUAAAUAUGGUGUUCUGAUCAAUAUCGAAUGCAAGGCCUGGGCGCACAACAUCAUUCACGACAGAUUCGAGAGGCGCGGCUCGGUACACUUCGAGCUAAUGGUGGAUUAAGCGCAGCACUUGCCACCUUUUGUAAGACCACUACCAACUGCGUCCAAGAAAAAGUAGGAAGAAGGAGAAUAAGACAAAUUUCUUUUUUAAUCAAUCUCGCUGGCGGAUCGUGACCACUCCUUCUUUCCUCCGGUUUCUCUCUGCCGACGAUACCGCCCUAGCCGCGUUUUAUUAUCGUAGAUCCGUCAGAAGCUCACGCUCAUUCUAUCACCAUACUCAUCUUCGAAGUGGAUUCUCUUCAUUGUGAUCUUUACCGUCGUUUCUCAUCGUCGCGCUUCUUACUACCAUUAAAAAAAAAAAGGAAUCGUUCUUCGAAAGAUCGUUGUUCGUGUUCGUUUCAUUUGUCACACACACACACAUACACACAUAUAUACACGGUACUCACAUAAACGACACACGAUGCGUAGGGCCGCCGCGCGAUCACCGCCGUCGCUUCCACGGGCAAACAAAAAAGAAAAAAAAAAAAAGAAAAAUGUAAAAAAAAAAACGGUUUAUCACAGAACGGUAGAACGGACCAGUGAAAUUGGCUAUAUAUAUAUACCAAGCUGUACACACAGGAUGAUACAUGAACUGUUAUGUAUCGUGAUGCACAAAAAAAAAAAAAAAAAACACAAGUUCAGCGGAAAAUUUCUGCACAAAACGAACGGCGGUAUAUCCUUUCUUUCUAUCGGGGGCGAAGGGGAGUGGUCGGUACUGUCAGGAUCUAAGUAUCGUUAUCGGGGGUAUUCGUUGGAACGCGUAAGAAGUUUUCCCUCACUUGUUUCGCCCCGUUUUUGCGAGUUUUUUCGCUUUUCGUCGUGGUUCUUCUGUUUCCGUUCACGGUCUCGUUGCGGGCUUUGGGGGCGCGUCAGUAACACGUUCAUUUCGUUACUUUUGUCCUCGGACUCGUUGGUACUCGCCUGGUCGACGAGACCGCUAACGUGUAGGGUACACUGAGGAUAACUGAUACUCUUAGUUCGUGCCACGUAGACGUAUUAAUGAAAAUGGAAAAAAAAUACUUAGUGUCUUUACGCCCGUCGGUACGGUGCACCCGGCACGGUGGAACUUUUGAUUUCGAAUUCCACGAAGAAGCUCUCGGACGCGGCUCUCGGGCGAAUCUCGAUCGAAAGUUCCGCCGUUUCGGGGCUGAAUGGCGAGGGAACGUCCGCAAAAUCGAAAUUCACACGCAACGAUAAUGGGAUCGUCGAAACGAACGCGACGACGACGACCAUUCGUCCAUUUUGAGGCGUUUCGCGCGGUGGAACUUUUGAUUGAAUAUGUCCCAUAACAUUCCCCCGCCAGUGUUCCUAAUAUAUUUCUGUCUUGGAUCGUUGGAUCUCACGUUCGACGCAGAGUUAGGUUAUGGACACUGCUUGCGUGUACAGCGAACGUGCUUUAAUGGCGGUAACGUUGCUAUUUAUUUAUUUAUCGUAAAUACAAUGGAUGGUAUCGAGGACGUAGGAAAUUCUAAAUUAAAGAUUUGACGAAAGAGAACGUAUUACGUUUUUUCAAUUGGCGAUUGUAAAUUCGGUGAAUGUAACGGCUUCCGUGUCGUUGCCGCCAUUAGCGUGAACGUAGACGCCAAGAGUGCGCGCAUGCGCCGUACGCCAUAUUCGAAAAGAAGCGAAAGUAGCGAAAGGGUGCGAACAUUUCGUUGGAUUUCGAUUUGUCGAGAGAAGAGCGCGCGCAGAUCGCAGGGGAAAAGUUUAAUCAGCCUAGUGAUAACCGUACGACACCGUAUGGAAUAUGUAUUUAUGAUUAUAUUGUACCGCAUGAUAAUAUCUAGCGCUAGUCCACGCAAUCGUAUAGUCGAUAGGUUGUAUCAUACAGUCUGGAGAUCAGAGGAAUUAUGUUCUAUUUCGGCGGACUUAACUAUCGAAUCGCAAAAGGUUCGUUCAUACUUUGAUUCCGAUCGCGUUUCUCGUGAUUACACGCGUUCGAUAGAGCGAGCGCUGCUUUAGAUUUAUUUGCUUAUCGUUGGAGCAUCGUUCAUCGUCAUUGUUUUCCAUUCGUUCGAGACUCGAGUCGCGUAAAAUACAAAAAAAAAAAAAAAGAAGACAAACAUGGCGUCGAAUCAUCUGCGUUUCAUUCCUUCCUGUUUUUACGGCGAUCAAUCGCGUCACGUAUACUUAAAGCGAAACAUAGAAUGUUUGGCACCUCUGAUCUCCCGUCUUUGUGGCUUGUACUUAGAAACAAAACUGGUUGUCCCGAGAGCUUGUUCGUUUCUUCGAAUGACAGCGUUUGCGCGGUGGUCGUCGCCCCUUUGCAUCUGGAUCCUUGGCUCGCGGUUUAUACUCGAUGGACAUUCGACGGGGGUACGAAAUAUUAUAACGCUGAUCGACUAAACGAGGAUCCGUUUACUCCUCAAUUAUUUCCAGAUUACGCUUAUACGUUCACUACCAAAGAAAGAGAAAAAAAAAAAAUAAGAAAAAGAAAAAUCAUACUGCCAAAUAUAAUACGUUCCCUAAUGAAUAUAAUCUGUUACCUGUUACGCGAGUAAUUGUUCGUUCUCAGAUAAUUUAUUGGGAAUUUUAAAGUUCGUUGCACUCUACGUUGAUUUUUAACCGCCAUGUUGUACGCUGCGAAAUAUAGUAUUUACGUGUUACGAUUAAUCUUUCGUUUGUGGGAUUGGUGUUUCGAAAAAGGCAAAUCGAUUCUGAUAGUAUGAACGAUCUCGGUACUUAAAAAAGAUAAAAAAAAAAAAAGAAACAAUAAAAAAAGACAUCAAAAGAAUUUACAUUAAAUUCUCGGUGAAAGCGUAGCGAAGGAUCAUUCUCGCUUACGGUUUAAGUGGACAAAACGAUAGUACAAAGAUUAUUGAUCGAGCGAUCCGAAACGGGCGGCGACUUCGACCUGUGAGCGCUGCCAAAAACAAAUCAUAAUUUGAUUGCUGUUUAUUAAUCGUCGUAACGAGCGAUUAUUAUUAUUAUCGUUAUUAUUAUUAUUUUCUUGGGUCCUCGCCCGGAGCCAUGUUGAAAUAAGACAAAAAAAAAAAAACUUACCAUAGAUUAAUCGUCAAUGAUACUAUUAACUUUUAAGAAAAAAAAAAAAAAAAACACGGAAAGAGAGAAAGAAAGGGAGAAGCAGAGUGCAUCAGAUGAUACGAAAACGAUGGCAUUGAUGGGGUGAUGAUGACGAUGAUGGUAAUGAUGAAUCUCACAUUGACGGUUGUAAUGUACUAUUUAGGAAUUAUUACACGUGUAUAGCGCAUCGUUCGAGAUCGACUAUAUGUAUGUAUAUUCAUCAUUAUGAACGAGUUGUUUCUAAUAAUAACAUCUGUUGUUGGGAGUCACGGUUUCGCACGAGCGUGAAAAUGAGGAAAAAAAAGAAAAUAUGAAUAAAACGAGAAAGACGUGGAAAGGACAGGGAAGGCAAAUACUAGUCACGAAUCAGAUUCAGUCGAGUAAUCAUGCUUAAAGUUUCUUCGAUCGUCGGCAUGGUGCGUUCGCGUUUCGAAACCGAGCUGGGCGAUAAUCCAAAGAAUCAGGGUAGAAAGCUGGUAAAAAAAAAUAAAUUAUUAAACUUACACGUUGUUUGCGUCGGUCGAAUGUACUGUCGGAAGUACGCGCGAUCUACCUGCAAACUUCACUUUUAUUUUCCAGAUUCUACGUGGAACGUGUUUCCGGUGUGAUAAUUGUUAUCUCGAUUAGCGCGUUGAGUAUGAACGUGAGACGUAUGCGUAUGAGCGUAGAUGAAAAAAAAAAUUUGUGUUGAAAACAAAGAAAAAAAGAGGGGGAAAAAAGUAAACAAAACAUCGCGAGGCUGCAAGCUGUAAAGAUAUAUUUAAAGAUUAAAUAUCAGGUAUAUAUGGCAUUAUACGUAUAGUUAAAAAAGUCGUCGACGAUACGUAAGUACGCGUGUCGUCGUAUCUAAUUAUAUGUUAUCGAUACGUCUUAAGAUAUUGCUACCACCGACGAUGGAAUUCCCGAACGACCUUUAAUAUUAGCAGAAUUUCGACAGAACUCACGAAUAACAUGACAUGUGAACGCUAAAUAAACAGCAAAGAAUAACGGAAUAUUGUUCUAAUUAAGAUAAUUAAUCUCAUUAAGUAAGUUUAAGCGAGAUUCGUAUAUUGUAAAGCAUAUAUGCAUGCAUACUCGUUAUAUACUUAUCCGUUAAAGGAAUACCAAACGAUAAUACGUGUGUAUAAAAUAUUUAAGGAUCGUCUUAUAUUGUAUACAUGCGUUGGAAACCGCUCAUUUCAGCACGAGAAUUAAUCCUAUAUCGAUACAUGCGUAGGUCACAUCACAAAUCGAAAUGGGAACCGACGACGACGAGCCGAUAUGUAUUAUUGCGUCGGGAGAACAGCCGAUGAAACGAGAAAUAUUCGAUACACGGAACUUGUGGUCACCGGAAGCGAUAUCAGAUUUCCUUUUUCAAGACACCUUGUCCGCCCGGAUGAACCAUGGAUUCGUCUCGAUGGCCCAAAUUAACGAUCGUCCCCAAACGAAACGGACGUACAUUUCUCAAUUCGAUAUGCUCGGUUAAAUGAUCAAAGGAAGAUGUCUAUGAUUUCUGUUUGACAAAACUAAGAGGACUCGGUGUACUGAAAAAGGAAAGCAGUGGAUACCGAUAGAGAUUGAAAGAUUCAUAAACGCAUACGGCCGCAUCUACUUUUCAUACCCUUGUAACUUUCUAUGUAUAGGAAAGAGGUUCAUCAAAGGAAGCUAACCGAACGUGAUAUUAAGACAUAAAAAGAAAUUAUAUA